Messenger RNA from Melanotaenia boesemani (Boeseman's rainbowfish), 2810 nucleotides. RefSeq names its product YTH domain-containing family protein 1-like. Gene Ontology annotation, molecular function: N6-methyladenosine-containing RNA reader activity; mRNA binding. The transcript has 6 exons. Lineage: Eukaryota; Metazoa; Chordata; Actinopteri; Atheriniformes; Melanotaeniidae. Gene Ontology annotation, biological process: mRNA destabilization. Gene Ontology annotation, cellular component: cytoplasm. The coding region runs from base 567 to 2423 and encodes 618 amino acids. The record is from RefSeq and is a predicted model, not a curated record.
UUUUGCUUACAUAAAAGUGUUAAAUUAUUUGAGUUUGUUCCUUUUUAUCAUUAAAGCACGACCCAUUCUUCAUUUUUUACUUUGUUGAUGAUACUUAAACUUUUGCCACCCCGCGGGGAACAACGUGAAUUACAACGGCGGCACAGAGCCCGGAUGGAGCAGCCAUUGGGGAAGUGUACAGGUCUUUAACGUAACUGAAGAGGGCUCUCUCUGUGGAAUAAAAAAAGAAAAGACUAAGUCAGGGGGCGGCCGAAGACAGAAAUAUUCGAGAUCCCAAGAGUCCCGCUCGGCGACGCAUAUCAUAACAUUGAAAAUCCGAACAAGGACUUUACUGCUUCAGGACAGUAUCUGAGUCGACUGACUUGAACUGUGGAAGUUGGGAUACGUCCACACAGCGGAAAAUACUCAGCUGAGCCUGCGCUACAACUGCUAGCCACACGCUAAGCGGCGCUGCUAGCCACAUAGCUAACUGCAACUGAGCUGUGAACUUACUUUCAAAUCACGGGGGUUGAAUUUCAGUCUCAAGCUCAGGCUCCGUGAGAAUCCAGGGACUUGCUUAAUGAAUUAUGUCUACCACAAGCAUUGACCCUCAGAGAUCAAAGGGACAAGCAUCCAAAGUGCAAAAUGGUUCACUGCAUCAGAAGGAGACUGUCCAUGACAAUGACUUUGAGCCAUACCUUACUAGUCAGUCCACUCAGAACAACAGCUACCAGUCCAUCACCGAUCCUUACCUGUCCAGCUAUUAUGCUCCUUCCAUUGGAUUUCCAUACACACUAAGUGAGGCUCCCUGGUCCACAGGUGGGGAUCCUCCUAUUCCAUACCUCACGCCCUAUGGACCCUUGAGUAAUGGAGACCAUCAUUUCAUGCCGGACACAGUGUUUGGCCAGCCAGGGGGCCUGGGAAGCAGUAUCUACCCCCACAGGUUUAACUUUUUCCCUGAAAACCCUGCCUUCUCUGCUUGGGGCACAAGUGGGUCCCAGGGCCAGCAGACUCAAAAUUCAGCUUAUGGUGGCAGCUACAGCUAUCCUCCAAGCUCUCUGGGGGGCACUUUGGUGCCUGAUGGCCAGACAGGCUUUCACAAUGACACCCUAAACAAAGCCCCUGGUAUGAACAGCCUGGAGCAGGGUAUGGUUGGGUUGAAGAUUGGAGGAGAUGUUACUGGUCAAGGGUCAGGAGUCAAGGCUGUAGGAUCUGUAAUUGGUGGAGCAGCGGUGGCUGCCGCAGGAAAUGGAGCCACAGCUAUAGGAAUGCCUCCCACUAAACAAACCUCUUGGGCCGCCAUUGCCAGCAAGCCUGCCAAACCACAGCAGCUGAAAACUAAGGUGAAGCCAGGUAUGCCUAAUCCAGGGGGAGCUCUUCCCCCACCACCCAUCAAACACAACAUGAAUAUUGGAACUUGGGACAAGGGCCCAGUGACUAAAGUAGCCACAGCUCCACUGCAGCAACAGCAGCAACCUCUUGGCCUGUCUCAUGCCAUGCCACCUCAAGGCCCCAUGCAGCAAGGACCCAUGCAACCCCCUCCUCCCCAGUCUUUAGUGCAACCCCCAAUGCAACCUAUGGCCUUACAGCCCCAUACUCCUCAUCACCAGCACCAUCAGCCACCACCUCAGCCCUACCAAAAUCACACCCAGCCCCCUCAACCCCAGACCCGCUGGGUUGCACCACGCAACCGAAACCAAGGCUAUGGGCAGGGUGGCCUUGGCCAUGAUGGAAGUGGUGUGAUGGGUGUGGUUGGUGGUGUGAACAAUGGCCCUCAAGCAUCUGCUUGUCAGGGUUCUGGUGGAGAGUCACACCCAGUGCUGGAAAAGUUGCGUGCCUCCCACAGUUACAACCCCAAGGACUUUGAAUGGAACCUGAAGAACGGUCGUGUUUUCAUUAUUAAGAGCUACUCCGAGGACGAUAUUCAUCGCUCCAUCAAGUACUCCAUCUGGUGCAGCACGGAGCAUGGCAACAAGCGGCUGGACUCAGCCUUUCGGGCCAUGAAUGGUAAAGGUCCCGUGUACCUGCUGUUCAGUGUCAAUGGCAGUGGUCAUUUCUGCGGUGUGGCAGAAAUGCGUUCACCAGUGGACUAUGGGACCAGUGCUGGGGUUUGGGCACAGGACAAGUGGAAGGGCAAGUUUGAUGUGGACUGGUUGUUUGUUAAGGACGUGCCUAAUAGCCAGCUGCGUCACAUUCGCCUGGAGAACAACGACAACAAGCCAGUAACCAACUCCCGUGAUACGCAGGAAGUUCCUCUGGAGAAGGCUAAGCAGGUGCUCAAGAUCAUUGCCACCUACAAACACACCACCUCCAUCUUUGAUGAUUUCUCUCAUUAUGAGAGGAGGCAGGAAGAGGAGGAGGAGGUGCGCAAGACUUUUGAACCUGCUCAGAUACAGAACCGCUCCCGAUUGGAUCAGGAGCGCCAAAACAGGAAUAAACAAUAGAAGACAUUAAUCCUUGGCUUGAUCAACAGUUACACUAGGACUUGAUAUAAAGACAGAAGAAUAUGAAAAUGCAACAAAGCCCUUCAUUUUUGUUUUCUAUUUAAUCCUGGUGAAUCUCUGCCAUUGUCAAGACUUGUGCUUUUUUCCCCCCUCCAUCCACCACCAAUUCUUGUGCAGGGAUAACAAGCUGAUUAAAUGUAUCACCUAGCGGCCACCACGCUAUAUAGAUCAGUUUUGUUUUAAAACACAUUUUCGUCACGUUCUGUCAUGUACUCUUCUCUCUCCAGACUGGUUUUCUCUCUUUUGCCCCAAGCCCCCUCUCCUUUCCAAUUGAAUCAGGGUUUGACUGCACCAUGGAGUAAAAAAAAAAAACAAAAAAAAAUUAUA